AUGGGUGGUGGUUUCGAGAAAGCGCAAUGGGUUGGCGAUUUCGCUGAUAAGCUCCCGGCGCUCUCUCUUUCCUUUCUCACCGACAAGCAAGAAGCGAAAGAGCGACGGAAGUUGCUUCAGCGCUCCUUUACGCUCACAUCUCUGCGACAAAACUGGGAGAGUGAGAUCCGUCAGAAUGUGGAACUUGCGGUGUCGAAGAUCAAGGAUGAGGCGAUGCGGGGAACUGCUAAUACUCAUAAAUGGUGGACUUUGAUGGCUGCGGACAUCAUCAGUCUUCUGUCUUUUGGCCAGUCCUUUGGUAUGCUGGGCUUGGGCAAGUAUCUCGCUGCCUUGAACAGUGUGAUGCGGCGGGAAAGGUUGGGGUUGAGAAGCUUUACCGGCAAGACGACAAGACCAGGCCUGAGUCUGUUCAAAGAAAUGAUCAUCGACUGCGAGAGGGAGGGACGGCAAUGGCUCAACGAUGAUACUGUGCGAAUAGAGGCUGCAGGCAUGAUGGUUGCUGGGUCAGAUACCACUGCCGCAGUUUUAACCUAUCUGAUCUGGUCGGUGUUGGAGCAGAAGGAACUACAAAGAAGACUCGAGGAUGAGGUGUCUCAGCUUGGUGAUGACUUCAAUGACAAGACCCUGGACGACUGCCCUCUUCUUAAUGCCGUAAUAGAAGAGACGUUGCGGUUAUAUCCAGCGGUUCCAUCGUCUCUACCCCGGACUGUUCCUGAGGAAGGUGCUACUCUGUCAGCUCACUACAUCCCAGCCGGUACAGUGGUGCACAGCCCUGCCUACACCCUUCACAGAGACCCAGAGAUAUUCCACGAACCUCAUCAGUACAACUAUCCUGUCAUCUGA
Molecule: messenger RNA, 843 nt
Organism: Colletotrichum chrysophilum
Lineage: Eukaryota; Fungi; Ascomycota; Sordariomycetes; Glomerellales; Glomerellaceae
Exons: 2
Coding region: 1-843 (280 amino acids)
Molecular function (GO): heme binding; iron ion binding; oxidoreductase activity, acting on paired donors, with incorporation or reduction of molecular oxygen
Source: RefSeq, a predicted model, not a curated record